Hemicordylus capensis (graceful crag lizard) is the source of this 3162-nucleotide messenger RNA. It is a transcript of the gene PTPN22, whose product is annotated as protein tyrosine phosphatase non-receptor type 22. Gene Ontology annotation, molecular function: non-membrane spanning protein tyrosine phosphatase activity. The record is from RefSeq and is a predicted model, not a curated record. Lineage: Eukaryota; Metazoa; Chordata; Lepidosauria; Squamata; Cordylidae. The coding region runs from base 62 to 2443 and encodes 793 amino acids. Gene Ontology annotation, biological process: negative regulation of nucleotide-binding oligomerization domain containing 2 signaling pathway; positive regulation of ERK1 and ERK2 cascade; negative regulation of tumor necrosis factor production. The transcript is spliced from 21 exons. Gene Ontology annotation, cellular component: cytoplasm; nucleus.
UGAAGUAAGUAAACCGCAAACUUCAACAGGAACCCUUCACACUGGUUGUUUCCACUGUUGCAUGUACUUGUCAUGUCUGUCCUCAUUUUGGCAGUUCAGCUUCAUCUGGUUCUACAACAUGGAUCAAAGAGAGAUUCUCAAGCAAAACCUGGAAAGAGCCAAAAGCAGAAAGUUCAACAGAGAAGAGUUCACAAAUGAAUUUCUGAAACUGAAAAGGCAAUCGGCGACCUACAGAACUGACAAAAUCUACCCAACAGCUACAGCUGAGAGGCCAGAAAAUACCAGCAAGAAUCGCUAUAAGGACAUCUUGCCAUAUGACCACAGCCGAGUGAAGCUGUCUCUGAUCACAUCAGAUAAAGACUCUCAGUACAUCAACGCCAAUUUUAUAAAGGGUGUGUAUGAGCCAAGUGCCUACAUAGCUACCCAGGGUCCACUUCCCACAACUAUUGUCGACUUCUGGAGGAUGAUUUGGGAAUAUAAAGUUCUGGUUGUCGUCAUGGCUUGCAUGGAAUUUGAAAUGGGAAAGAAAAAAUGUGAGCGAUACUGGGUGGAUGUGGAUGAAUCCCCCCUCCAGUUGGGCCCUUUCUCUAUUUUUUGUGAGGCGGAAGCGAAGAGAAAUGAAUAUGUGAUACACACUCUGAAAGUGAAAGUGAAUGACAGUGAAAUCAGGACUGUCUACCACUUUCAUUAUAAAAACUGGCCAGACCAUGAUGUACCCUCCUCUAUCGACCCGAUUCUUCAGCUCAUAAGUGAGAUGCGUAGCUACCAAGCACACAGCAAUGUACCUGUCUGUAUACACUGCAGUGCUGGCUGUGGAAGAACAGGAGUCAUCUGUGCCAUUGACUAUACAUGGACCUUGCUAAAAGAUGGGAUUCUUCCAAUGAACUUCAACAUUUUUAAUCUGAUUCAGGAAAUGCGCACACAAAGGCCUUUAAUAGUACAAACUCAGGAACAAUAUAAGUUGGUUUACGAUGCUGUGAUUGAGCUUUUCAAAAGGCAAAUUGAGGUGCUCUCCAAUCAUUCCAAUACUGUUGUCAUGGAGACUCAAGCAAACCAUCCAACAGCCGAGAUGCUCCAGGCCCAACAUAUGGAAAUGUUUUCACUGAAACCACUGGACAGUUCAGUGCAAGAGGAACAGAAGAAAUCUCAGCAUUCUGAUCAUGAUACACAGAGAUUAGACACAAAUGGAUACAGGGAUGGUGCCUUUCCAGUCAGACAAGCAAUUUCUGUUGGAGUCUUGAACUCCAACAGCCGCAGAAACAUGGAUACCGCAGUAAACUGGAACUCUUGUUUGGCAAGACAGCCACUCCAUAAACAUCACAGUUUGGACUUCAACAAUGCCUUUUGGACAGAACUACCUCCCACUUUGAAAUCAGGAGGUGAAACUGGGAUAAGCUUAGAUACAAAGAUACCCCUAACACGAACUAAAUCAACCCCUUUUGAGUUAGUAUCACAAAAAACUUCAGAAACAACAACAAAGGAUUCAGUCUCCUGUCUGGGCCUCAAGUCUGGAGGCUUUCAAGCUCACUCAAGCACUUCAAAUAAACUAUCAAACAAUACCCAGUGUUGUGUGCACAGGAAGUUACACCGCCAGCGCUAUAUCUGGUCAUCAGAGGAUCCAUACUUUUCUUCAUCUUCAGAUGACCCAUGCUCCCCAGAACUUCCUGACUCUGCUGUGGGUCUGCCUGAAACAGUUCCCACUUUUUUCUCUGCUGUGGACUCCAAAGCCCAAACUUUGGAUAGUACAAGACCCAACAAACUGUUGUGUAGUCCUCAGGUCCAGAAUACUCAAUCAUUGGACGCAGUGAGAUCAGCCUGCCAGAUUUCUUCCCCAAUGGAUGAAGACAUUCCCCCUCCACUGCCUGAGAGAACCCCAGAGUCCUUUAUUAUACCUGGAGAAGAUGAUGUCUCUUUAUUGGCAGUUUCAAACCACCAAUCACCUGAAUUUCAGGUUGAGAAACCUGAAAUCACUAAAGACUGGAGCAGCACGUCUCAGCUAAAAUUAUCUGAUGACUCUGUGAUUCUGAGGCCAAGUAAGAGUGUGAAGGUACCAAGACCCAAAUCAGUUGCUUUUAUUGCCUCUGUCAUCACAGAGUAUCACCAGGAACGCUCUCCUUCCCCUCCGCCGCUUCCUGAAAGAACUCCCGAGUCAUUUAUUCUUGCAGAUGAGGAGAGUCUGCCAGCUGUUUUGAACAAUGCUGUGAGCCUUCAAGACUCAGGAAUUAAAUCGACGGACAAAUCAUUAAAGGAAGGGAGAGGCUUCAGGAGGAGUAAGAGCUUGAAAAUUUUGCGAAAUGUGAAAAACAGUAUCUGUGCUCCAUCUUCACUGGUAAAACCCUCAGAGCCUGGCCAGUCAAAUCACCCCAGCUCUCUAUUUGGCUUCGCAAACCGAUUUUCAAAACCCAAAGGACCAAGAGAUCCACCACCAAAUUGGGACAUUUAGUAGAACUUAACAGAUGCCCUUUGUUUCUGGCACUGCAGAUCUGCCAUGUUCUUCUGCCUUGUUUCUCAGAAGUCCUUCACAACGGGAUGAAAGUCCUUCAUCACUUUCAACAAAAUGUCAUUUGUUGUGGUAACAGAAGGCAGAGGAUAAUAUGUGACCUCUAUAAAGUAAAUAGAAUAGAACCUCAUCAAACCAAUUGACCUGGACUGCAUCCAGAGUAAACAGGAGAAAGAGUACUGUGCUAGUGCCUGGUUCCCGUUCACAUUUCUAAUGAAGCAGCAAGAGGCUGUUUAUUUAGCACAGUGUGUUAUUUCUAUAAAGAGGAGUUGUGACUCAAGUUUGUCCAGCAACGAAACCCUCUUUUUUGGGGGGGCAAUGCUGCUCCCAAGUCCAAGAUGUACAAAGGCAAGCCAUCACCAUGUUGCUCAGUAGUGGCAUAAUAGCACUUUAAGCUGAGAGUUAUUUAUUAUUAUUUCUUGUGUUCCAAGAGCAAUACUGACAUUCAGAUCAAGGUUUCAAGGUUUAGCCGUUGUGCUCCCUGACUCUUGAAGUAUACCAGAAGUUGCUAGGGAAUGUAUCAUUUUCCAUAACAUGAAUGUAGGCUGGUAGACAUGUAAGCACUUUUACUAUAUUGGCAUUCUAUGGUUUUCAGUGUGUAACAAGCAGAAGCUGAGCAGCUUCAGAUGCCCUGCCUAUAAAGAUAAACAGCAAGAAGUUUU